Lotus japonicus is the source of this 1874-nucleotide messenger RNA. RefSeq names its product F-box/kelch-repeat protein At3g06240-like. The record is from RefSeq and is a predicted model, not a curated record. Gene Ontology annotation, molecular function: protein binding. Bases 167 to 1696 code for a protein of 509 amino acids. NCBI's taxonomy places the organism in Eukaryota, Viridiplantae, Streptophyta, Magnoliopsida, Fabales, Fabaceae. The transcript is spliced from 3 exons.
UGCAAAAUAUUUGGGGAGACCGAACUAAAGAAUAAAUAAAAAAAUCUAUAUUAAGAUACAUUCAUUCCAAAUCAUGAUGUAUUUGUAUGCAUGAUGUAACCAUUCACCACCAACACAACAAAUUAAGCUUUCACCUUGUGGCGCCUCAAACUCUCUAAGUGUAGCCAUGAAAGGAAGAAGGGGGUCAAUUGGCUCUGCUAGGGCUACCAGGUCCAGAAGAAGCAACAAGAGUAUACCUAAGAAAGUUGAUGAUUAUGAUGAGCCAGAACUUCAACAGCUAAUUAGGAAUUCUUUUGCUGAUCUUCCAUCCCCCAUCACUGCUGACAUUCUGCUAAGACUUCCCACUAAGUCUAUUCUCAUUUGUAAAUGUGUUUGCAAAAGUUGGAAAGCUGUAAUCUCAGACCCACAUUUUGCCCAAUCACACUUUCAGCAAGUCCCGGCUGAUUCCAUGAUGAUCCGGGCCAAGACUCCGGAUAAUCAAGUGUCAAGAAUCCUGCACCUUCUUGAGUUUGAGCCUGAAAAUUUUGAAAAUGAUGAGGAUGAUGGCCAAUUCUGGUGCUGUAAGAGGGACUUGGUUAUCAAAGCCGAAUGCAACUCUAACUUGAAGCUUGAGAAUACACUGAAGCUUCCUUUUCAUUGGGCCAGAAGAGAUAAGGACAAGAAAAAGGGUAGUCAAAAGCCUAGCAAGUCAGAAGAUGAGAUAUUCAUUAAUAAGGUGAUCAAUUCUUCUAAUGGCUUGCUUUGUUUGUCUGAUCAGGGCAAAGAAAAUUUUAUUGCUUGCAACCCAGUUACAGGUGAGUUCAUAAGACUUCCAAAAGCUACUAGAGUUGAUAAUACUGAUGAGAUGCCCUUGCACCAAAAAAUAUACGCUGGUUUUGGUUUCCAACCUAAAACUAAUGAAUAUAAGGUGGUAAGAAUAUUCAAGAAGCGUUAUAUGAUUGCUCAAAUACACACACUAGGAACAUCAACAUGGAGGAAUCUUGUAGUCAAAUCUAGGUAUUUGACACGGCUUCAAUUUCCUACUUGUGUGAGUGGUGCACUUCAUUGGAUCCGGGUCAGUGAUUAUGAAGACAAAUUAUCAAUAUUGUGUUUCAACUUUGAAACCGAGAGGUUUCGAUCCUUCCCUUGUCCUCCUCAUCUAUUUAAAAUGCAUUGCACAACAUCUGUCACCAUGGGAGAAUUAAAAGGGUGUCUUUAUGUAUGUGCUUCAUUUUCUUUAUCUUAUCAUGAUACUCGUGUCAAAAUGUGGAUCAUGAAGAAAUAUGGUUUUGGAGAAUCAUGGACUAAGGUUUUCAGCAUUGAUGUGACUGAUCUUUGUAACAUUGGUGCUAAGAUUAGAUAUCACACGUAUUGUUUAUGUUGGCCAGUAAAACACUUUAAGAAUGGUGGUGGUAUAUUGAUGUAUCAUUCCUUCAAUUGGUUUAUCUACUAUGAACCUGAAAAGAAUGGAUUCAAAAUUUUCAAAGGUUAUGGGACUAAAUCAAGAUUUAAGGUUAUUCCUCAUAUUCCUAGUCUCAUCUCAUUGAAGGAUGCUGUGAAAAGAGAGAACAUCGAUGUGCAGAAUUUUCACUCAAGUUGUGCAGGGUUAAAAUUGCACGAAGAAAUUAAAGUUCUUUUCUUGGCUAAAGUGAACGCUGAAGCGAGAAGUAUGAUCUGCACAUCAUCUGGUGAAGAAACUGUCAUUCUGGAAACUUAAUCUAUAUCUCAAGUUUGGGUUUGGCACUAGUUGUGAUUUUUGGAAAAAAGUAUAUCUUGUCUUGGGUUAAAAAAAUAUGUUUUGUGUAAACUUAAACCUCAUAAAUUCGGAAUAAUUGUCUUUGGUUUCAUGAUUAUUGCUCAGCAUUCUUGUUCUGUUUUAUGAUCAUCUCCUGCUU